Messenger RNA from Didymodactylos carnosus, 942 nucleotides. Lineage: Eukaryota; Metazoa; Rotifera; Eurotatoria; Philodinida; Philodinidae. The record is from the annotation of a GenBank genome assembly.
AUGAUCAAUAUGGCUAAUGAUUUGCUAACAACUGAAGUCAAAAUGAAUAGUAAUGAGACAGUAAGAAUAAAAUCAUCAUUAUUACCAAAUGAAGAUGAUUGGGAAACAGCGAUUGAUAGUGGCGAAUUUGAUAAACGUAUUGAACAACAAGAAAAGGCAAGAAAAAAAGAACAACAGAAUGAAGUAUCCACGGUGGCUAGAAAUAAUCAGCAAAAUAACGACCAAUCAUCUGGCAUCAAACCUUCAAAAAUUGGUUCAAAUGGACCAGUACGCAUUCUGAAACGACCACCUAGUCAGCCACAAAUAAAUGGAGUUCAUAUAACCACUGCCUCAACCAAUAAUAACAGUAAUAAUAACGUAACAUCGCAAACAAACUCAGUAGCACUUUCAUCUCCCAACAAUUCUCCCGUUAUUUCUAUUAUUCGUAAUACAGUGAAAAACAACUCAUCUCAUCCAUCCUCUACUACAACAUUCACAAAUUCAAAAACGCCAGCGAUUAAAACAUAUGAACAACGUGAAUUAGAAUAUCGUCUAGCUCGAUUAAGGAUUAUGGGAACGGAACAAGAUGAAAAUGAUGAACAAGAGGAAAAGGAAUUAUCUCUUGGAAUAUCGACAGAUGAGACGAAUAGAAACAACAAUAGUACUACACGAACUAAACCACAAACACAAGCAAUUGGUCAAUCGCAUUCAACACCGGGCAGUUAUGCAUCAAAUUUAUUCCAAUUAAAUAAUGGCACAACCGUCAAUCUCAUACCAACACAAUUACCGACAAUCACUAACACUACUACUUCAAAUAAUUUUCUUCCACAACAUCAUUAUUCAAUACCAUAUCAACCAGCAACAACAAUGACAACACUCUAUUUAACUUCAACAGCUCCCUUCAUUACUUCUUCAAUUUCUAACACACAAGUAACACAAACUUGGCAACAUAGACAACAAUAA